AUGCCCAAUGCAGAUGUGGAAGAUCUGAAUUCCGACUAUGCCGAUGAUGCCACCUGGGUCCUCACCAGCAGCUUCGUGAUCCUGACAAUGCAAAGUGGCUUCGCCAUGUUGGAGAUGGGGUCUGCUGCGAAGGGCCACGAAGUAAACAUCCUUGUCAAGAAUGUCUACGACGUGGUUUGUGGUGCUCUAGCAUACUACUUGUUGGGCUACGGCAUAUCUUAUGGAUCACCAUCGAACUCCUUUAUGGGACUGGGUGAUUAUAUCAUGGACAUCUCUAAAACUGACCCCACCAGCUCGGGCCUUUUGUUCAGUAGCUUCAUUUUUCAAUUCAGUUUCGCUGCCACCUCCACAACCAUCGUCAGCGGCUGCCUCGCCAUGCGCUGCCGUUUCUGGGUGUACUGCCUGUAUGCGUUCUAUGCUGUGCUUGUGUAUUCGUUCGUGGCACACUGGGUGUGGUCAGCCAAUGGCUGGCUGGCACAGUUGGGAGUGCAUGACUUCGCUGGCAGUGGCCCUGUGCACUUAUUGGGAGCGGUGAAUGGGUUGAUAGGAAUACUGGCAUUGGGACCGCGUCAGGGACGAUUCGAUGGCAGCCGCCCUCCUGAAGACUUCUCGCCCUCUUCCCCUACGAGCAUCUUAAUCGGCCUCUUCAUGCUGUGGUGGGGCUGGAUUGGCUUCAACUGUGGCAGCUCUUUCGGAAUUACCCAAACCAAGUGGAUUGUUGCCACCCGGGCAGGUGUAACGACGAUAAAUGCAACUGCUGGUGGUGGAACCACAGCACUGCUGUACACCAAAGCCAAGUCGAGGGGAAGGAGACCUCUGUGUUUUGACAGGCUCAUCGUCGCGGAUGAAAUCGCCAACGGCAUUUUGGGGUCCCUGGUGGCGAUCACUGCCACCUGCGCCUGUGUGCACCCUCCAGAGGCGCCCUUAAUUGGUGCCGUGGGUGCUCUUCUCGCUUUGCUGGCGAACGACUGGAUUGUGCGCGUGAAACUCGACGACCCGGUCGGCGCAGUCGGUGUGCACGGCGCGGCAGCGGCAUGGGGAGUGCUGGCAGUAGGUCUCUUCGCGGAUGGGACGCUGCCCGGCAUCGAGGUAGCCAGCGGGCUUUUCAGAGGUGGAGGUGUACACCUCUUGGGCGUGCAGCUGCUCUUGGUCCUGUCCGUGGUUGGGUGGUCCCUGGUGACAGUGAUGCCCUUCUUCUACGUGGUUGGCUGUAUCUUCAGCAGGGACUGGCGCAAUCCUCGAAGAGGUUUGCGCGUCCACCCCGCCGACGAGCUCAGUGGCUUGGACAGCGUGUACCACGGGUGCCCGCCCAAGAAAAAGAAGAAGAAGAAGGCAGCAGAUGCGUUGCCUGGAGGGCAGGAGGCAGCUGCCGCAGAGGCAAUCGAGGAGGACGAAGACAGCGACCUGGAACUUCCUGCGUUAUGUGCAGAGCUUUAA
This is a messenger RNA of Symbiodinium sp. CCMP2592, 1437 nucleotides long. The record is from the annotation of a GenBank genome assembly. NCBI's taxonomy places the organism in Eukaryota, Dinophyceae, Suessiales, Symbiodiniaceae.